ACCUGUCUGAAGAUGACAUCCUGGAUCAGGUAAACCCCUUCGUGCAGUUGAUCAGUGGGGUGGUGUGGCUGCUGAGAAACAGUGAGAUCUACAUCAAUGAGAGCAUCCAGGCAGAAUGUGACGAAACACAGAAGACCGGAAAAUUCCAGUACUUUGUGGACGUGAUAUCUGCCCGUACGGCAGUGGGUCACGAUGCAGAGGGGAAACUCAUCCUCUUCCAUGUCGACGGUCAGACGGGUGUAAGAGGAAUGAACCUCUGGCAAGUGGCAAAGUUUCUGAAGGAACAGAAUGUCUUUAACGCUAUUAAUCUGGAUGGAGGCGGCUCGGCCACUUAUAACCUCAACGGAUCCCUGGCCAGUUACCCUUCAGACCACUGCAAACUUCCGAAGUGGCGCUGCCCACGGGCAGUAUCCACUGUGCUGUGUGUUCACGAGAGGCUGUGCCAGCCGGAGGACUGCGGCGGACAUGGACACUGCGUGGAGGGCCAGUGUGUGUGCCAGCGGGGCUGGAGCGGCCCAGGAUGUGCCAAACUCACUUGCCAGGCUGAAUGUGGAGACCAUGGAAUCUGCACUGAGAAUGGAUGUGUGUGUGAUGCUGGAUGGAUGGGUUUAAAUUGUAGCCAAGUAUGUGCAGCAGGUUUCUAUGGCGAUGGCUGUAACCAAACAUGCGUGUGCGCAAAUGGAGGCUCAUGUGAUCCUGUUCACGGACGGUGCACCUGUCCUGCUGGUCUUCAUGGAGAUUCCUGUGAGCAAGAGUGCCCUCUUGGAUUCUACGGGCUGAACUGCAAGCAGCCGUGCCAAUGCCACGACAUGUGCCCAUGCAACGCUGUCACAGGAAGCUGCAACACCACAUACCAAGGAGAGAGAAACAUCAGCCUGCACAGAGCCGGUCACUGCCUGGCUGCCCAGAUGUUGAGGGAAUGGAGACAAGAGGAGGAAGCUAAUGCUCCCAGACCCUAUUUAUCUGAACAAAGCUGGCUGGUUGUCUGCGCUAUCCUGGCAACGUCGCUGCUGGCCAGCCUCGCCAGUAACUUUAUCCAUACGUGUAGAAAAUCCAAAGCGCGCGGGCAGAGGGCGGACUACUCCUACUUGCCGCUGGGAGAGAUCAACGGGUCCGUGGAGCGAAGCAGAGGACAGGGGACAAAGUCUGGGAAAGUUCUUUUUCGGGAAGAAGACUCUGACACACAAGACUCCUCAUAAUGUGACCAUGUUUCAAAAUGUAUGCAUCCGGCAGAGAGUGGAGAGAAACUAGCUAGCUAACUAGCCAGCUAGAUUUGGAAAGGGUUUGUUUGUUCCUGUGAAUCGAUGAGGGCCUCUUCGUCUUUUU
Sinocyclocheilus rhinocerous is the source of this 1326-nucleotide messenger RNA. It is a transcript of the gene nagpa, whose product is annotated as N-acetylglucosamine-1-phosphodiester alpha-N-acetylglucosaminidase. The coding region runs from base 249 to 1199 and encodes 316 amino acids. NCBI's taxonomy places the organism in Eukaryota, Metazoa, Chordata, Actinopteri, Cypriniformes, Cyprinidae. The transcript has 9 exons. Gene Ontology annotation, molecular function: scavenger receptor activity. The record is from RefSeq and is a predicted model, not a curated record.